Oncorhynchus mykiss (rainbow trout) is the source of this 5096-nucleotide messenger RNA. RefSeq names its product calcium/calmodulin-dependent protein kinase 1Da (gene camk1da). Gene Ontology annotation, molecular function: ATP binding; protein kinase activity. Lineage: Eukaryota; Metazoa; Chordata; Actinopteri; Salmoniformes; Salmonidae. The record is from RefSeq and is a predicted model, not a curated record. Gene Ontology annotation, biological process: protein phosphorylation.
CACACUUGUGCGCAACGCUGUCAAAUCGAGCGAUGAGCAGCAUCCUACCCGCCCUCAUUGCCAUAACAACCGAUGGCACAAUCAGCAUGGUUAGAUUAAAUAAUGCUCCUCGCAUUACGCACCACACGGCUCAACAGGGGACUUAAUUAAAACAGAAUACUUUUUUGGGAAGAGAGAGACAAGGCGAUCGCGCAAAGGUGACACGUAGCCCCAAACAAUUUACGUCAAGAUCAUCUAGACCAGCUGAACCCUGCAGGUGCAACCCCAGACGGCGAACGCUCGUUGUCGGUCAAACGGAACGCUGUAGACAGAAAAAUAAGCGAAGAAAACAGGAGACCUGUUUUUUAGAGAGCUGCGGAGAUAUUUCUACAGCGGGAAAACCACGAGGUCGAAAAGGUUUUCUACCUAGCUCGUUUUAUGCGCGUGGGUCUGCUCCUCACGAGCAGGAAGUGUAACUUGAAGCGUGGGAAAGCUGCGUUAUCUCGGGGGGCUGCUGAGACUCACUGGCAUCGUUUGCUCCGGUUUUCCCCUGUUCCACCAUGGAUCGGGAGAAUGGAGAGUCCGGGAAAGGGACGUGGAAAAGGCAAGUCGACGACAUCAAGAAAAUAUUUGAAUUGAAAGAGAUCCUCGGAACCGGGGCAUUCUCUGAGGUGGUGUUGGCCCAGGAGAGGUCUACGGGGAAGAUGUUUGCUGUGAAGUGUAUCCCCAAGAAGGCCCUGAAGGGGAAAGAGAGCAGCAUCGAGAACGAGAUCACCGUGCUCCGCAAAAUCAAGCAUGAGAACAUAGUGGCUUUGGAGGACAUCUAUGAGAGUUCCAACCACCUCUACCUGAUCAUGCAGCUAGUCUCGGGAGGUGAGUUGUUUGACCGUAUCGUGGAGAAGGGGUUCUACACAGAGAAAGAUGCCAGUACUCUCAUCAGACAGGUGCUAGACGCUGUCGACUACCUCCACAAGUUGGGCAUCGUCCACAGAGACCUGAAGCCAGAGAACCUGCUGUAUUUUAACCCCCAGGACGAGUCUAAGAUCAUGAUCAGUGACUUUGGUCUGUCCAAGAUGGAGGGCAGCGGGGAUGUCAUGUCAACCGCGUGUGGAACGCCGGGAUACGUGGCUCCAGAGGUUCUUGCUCAGAAGCCCUACAGUAAGGCAGUGGACUGCUGGUCCAUCGGAGUCAUUGCAUACAUCCUGUUGUGCGGCUAUCCUCCAUUCUACGAUGAGAAUGACUCCAAGCUCUUUGAGCAGAUCCUCAAAGCAGACUAUGAGUUUGACGCGCCAUACUGGGACGACAUAUCUGAUUCAGCCAAAGACUUUAUCGGCAGUCUGAUGGAGAAAGACCCGGCGAAGCGCUUCACCUGUGACCAGGCCCUCAGACACCCAUGGAUCGCUGGGGACACGGCCCUCUGCAAGAACAUCCACGAGUCUGUGAGCAGGCAGAUCAGGAAAAACUUUGCCAAGAGCAAAUGGAGGCAAGCCUUCAAUGCCACUGCAGUGGUGCGACACAUGAGGAGACUGCAGUUGAGCAGCAGUAUGGGCCAGAGCAUGGACAGCUCUCACCCUCACCCUCCUAACAGCCGGGCCGCACAGAUGCAGAACCAACGGAACCAGGCCAACCAGAACCAGGCCAACCAGACUCCCAACCAGACCCCUAGCCAGAGCUCUACUCAACCCUCUCUGAGUCCAAGCCAGACUCGGAGCCAGAACCCUAAUGCAGCCAUUAUGAAGAGCUUUUCUGUGGACUCACCUCACAAGGACUGUGUCCCAGCCACUCCCACCCCCUGCAGCCUGGCGUCUGCAGCCUCCUCUGUCCCUUCCGGGGGGGCGGAGCUCACCCGGCCCCACCCAUCCACUGUUGCCACGGUACUAACAGAGACUAAGUGACGCCAGGUCCCGCGGGGGACCAGCUGGGAGGCUACGGCGCUGUGAGAGAGAGAGGGGCGAAAACCGCACCCUCCCCUUCCUUACCGUGCCCCUACUACCCAUACCCAGCCUGCCCCCCGCCCUGCCCCUCCCCCACGCUGCAUCUGGGAGGACUGGGAGAGCAGAGGACUCUAAACCCAUUGCACCAAUCACAACACGCCAUACUCACCUUGGACACGCCCAUUGUGUCGACUCUGUGGAACCACACCCACUCCGAGAGCAUUAUUAAUUGGUUUACCUUUUGAGUGUUUGUUUCUGUCCGAAACCAUGAUGAGUGAAGUGGGUGUGUUUUCAGAAGCUGCCGUCGGAUUGGGCGUAGUCUACGUCAGUCAAACUCAAUUUCCCUGUAGUCUUUCCGGCAUCUUUUAGAAGGUCCUACUUGUGAGUUUUUAAAGUCUGUUUAUUUUCUUUAAUUCAUCCUCUGGGUUAACAGUUACCAACUGGAUCAUUUUUCAUUUGUGUUUUGUUGCGCUUUUUUUUCCCAUGUUUAUGUUCGCGCCCGUGUUUAAGACGUGCUUUAAAAGUACCAUAAGACUGUUGAGUGAUGUUUCAUGAGUAAGCGCUUUAUCUAUUUGCAUGUUGAGGUUUGGACGCGGUUUCAGACCUAGAUAAUGUGUGUACAGCUACCAAGUUAGACUCUUCAUCUACGUGAAUUUAUCAGACAGAGAAUGGAGAUUGUAAACAGUUUUGAAAUACCCAAAAUGGGGUCAGAGCAUUGUACAACUUAUUUGUUAAGGGAAACAUGCACUAUGUUUCAUUAUUGUCUUACUUUAUAAGACUUUUAUAACGACCACCCUAUAUGGGACGCAUAAACAGUAUAUUAUAAAACACACUGCAGGUUUGGGAUCGAGUUGGAGAGUGCUGGACAGGGAUGUCCCCUGUUAAAGUUUUAACCAUCACCUGUUAGUUACCUGUGGGGUUUCCCAUCCUAAAGAUCAGGGGCUACAGGUGGGAAACCAAGCACUUCCAAAUGUGCCUCAGAAAAAGCCCAUGAAAAAGAGCAGCCAUCUCUGUAGUGUCGUGUAAGCAUGGGGAAACCUUGACCUACUGUAUCAGUUUCCCAGGAUCCAAGAUGGUGGAGCUGUUGUCUCUACCCCCAUCCCUUUUACAAAGCCAUGACCUCAUCACAAGAGCCAUCAUUGUGAUGACAUCAUCAACCGGCACCCAGUACACAAGUUCUCAGGGAUUUGGACUGGGUGCCGUGGUGACCCUUGUUGCUGUAGAAACCGGUCGCGAGCAUAGAUUUGUCAACACAGUUAGAUGCAAGUCCAACGAUCCCUUUAUGUCAUUGUAAUGUCUAGCCAAAGCACUGUUGAAACAGAGAAUAUGUGGACACUGAUUAUACCUGAUUAAACACUGAUGGUUAGCUAUGAGCUAGACCUACGACCCUGGCCGAUCCCCACUGAGAAAUGGAUUGUUUUGAAACGAAGGACUGAACUCUGAUAAUCUGGAGAAAGAUGACAGAAGACCAGAUGUUUUCUAUUUCUCUCCCCCUUGCCUUCUCCUUUUCUCUCUGUCCCACCCCUCCCCUCCCUCCCUCUCUUUUUCUUUCUAGUUUCUUUAAGACCAGUUCACUGUAUACUGUAGAAGUUUCACCCAACACUGGGACUGUUAUGCUCACGACACCAGGGUCCCCUAACCAGACUAUGGCCAGACACAGCCCUGCAUAUAGCCUGCAAAUAGCCUACAUAUAGAGGUCAAAGUGCAGUAUUAUUAUCUGGCUUCGUGGUCCUGGGUCAACCAUCAAGUGUGAUGUCAUGGACUGGAUUAUUUUAGGGGGUGGGUGGGCUUUACUUUAGGGCUCCGUUUUUGUUUGUUUAUUUAUUUAUUUUAAUCGAGGCAAGCAUGUAUUGUUUUCGGAUAUGAAUGGAUAUAUUUGUUGGAAACGUCUUGUGAAUAUGAAUGCUAAUUUGUAAGAUAACCUAUGCGAAUGUUGUGCAGUGCGGGCGGGCGGGCGUGUGUGUGUGUGUUUGUGUGUGGGGGGUUGAUUUGUAUUCUCUUUGGAAUGUUUAAUGUGUUUUAAAUUAGCUACAGCCCCCCACACCUCCAUCCCGCACCACACCAAGCUUUGAUACCACGAUAUUCAGAGCAUACCGUACUGAACUCAGUAACUGCCAUCUACGGCGUUACCAUGGAGACGACACCAUCAAUAUUCUAAACAAUAUCCAACUAAAGAAAAUACAAAUAAAAACCAUUUUAAAUUUAAAUGCAAACUCAGGCUUUAGUUUGCAAUGUGUAUAAACGUUGAAGCUUUGACUGAUACGACAUCCACUGUUAUGGAGCUGUGCGGUUUUUACACGUAUCUGACUAAGUCAUCGGUCGUCCACUUUACCCCCUUGCUCACUGACACUACGGCAACAGGCGCCCCAACACACCUAAACACAUGCCCAUGAUCAGCUGUCAUGAGGGAGAGAAAAAUCCCACAAUGCAUCGCAACGCUUUUUUCUGAAGAUGAAAUGCAAAGCAUGUUGAAAAGUGCUUAAAUAAAUCCAACUCCACAAGUGUUUGCAUUAACUUUUAUAUGCCAUUGUAUGAUGUCAGUAUCUGUAUCUAAAGAAGAUGAUCAAUGUGUCCAUAGAGAGCAGAGUAUUGUUGGGGACCACUGCAUCUCCCUGUGGGUUCCUGUGAAGUCCAGAGCUCGGGGAAUGGGCCAUAUUUACGCUGCAUGUGACCAAAACAAACCUCCAUCUUGUGUGGCGGUCUCUCACUAACGACUCCUGGUAGAUGUUCCCCUUAACCACAGAUCUAGGAUCAGAAAACUCUCCCUCAAUCUAAAGCUUAACCAUUAGAUACUAACUCAAACAUAAAUCUCGGAUCAGAAUAUCCUCCCUCAAUCUGAACCCUAACUAAUAGAUAUACUAACAACCAUAGAUCUAGGAUCAGCAUAUCCUCCUUUGAUCUGAACCUAAACCAUUAUGAGGAAGAGAAAAUAUCUGACCUUGUAUCAGUGGUAAGGGGCAACUUUCUUCCUACUUCGUUAAGCAGACACCACCUUCCAUUUUGUGUGGCAGAGUGAGUUGCCCUGCCACUCUUACUGUGCUGUGAUCACCUUCUGUUAUGGGGCUUGUAUAUCCGAUGCCUUCGACAAUCAUGUGCACAUAUCAGUUACCAUGACGACGACAGAGGCCAGAAUGACUGAUUUAGUUUUUUUCUCUCCUGAAAUAAAUCCUGAACAAUCAUAAA